UUGUGUAAUAUUUAAGUUGGGCAUGAUGAGGUUAUUUUAUUGAGUUACUAUUUACUUGAGGUAUAAUUUUUUUUAAGAGGUUAGUAUUAAUUGAUGAAUUCAAUUCUUAUUUUAAGGAAAAUUAUAAUUGAGGGGGGAUGAUGAGGUUAAUAUAUGUUUUGUCUAUUAUUGUUAUAAUAAAGUAGUGGCUGGUAAGUGUCAAAUAAAUAUGACAUAUUAAGUUUGUCUUGAUUGAGUUAAUUGGUUUAAGGAAUUUGAAUAAAUAUGGUGUAUUAAAGUAAAUGAUGUUGUUAUUCACAGUUUAAACAAAUAUGGGUGCUUGGUCUGGGUUGGUGGCACCAGCCGGACGAACGAGACACGAGAAAUUUUUUCGGAUGGUAUCUAUAUUACUCAAUCGUAACUCAGUUCGUUUGGGUGGUCGGAUUCGUCGGACUCGAAACAAUCGAUCCAUUUAUCGGCGAAAAGGAUAUUGAUAGAUUUAUGUUCAGUCUCUCUUUCGUCAUAACCCACGAUCUCACCCUCAUAAAACUCUAUAUCUUCUACUUUAAAAACGACCAGAUACAAGAUAUUGUUCGCACCCUCGAAAUAGAUCUAUACAAUUUCUAUCAAAACAAUGCAAAGAAUCGUGCCACCAUAAAAAUCUCGAGAGUAAUGACAGCCUCUUUCGUUUUCUUCGGCUGGAUCACAAUUGGAAACACCAACGUUUAUGGCACAAUCUAUGAUAUUCGUUGGAAAGCAGAAGUUGCAAAAUUGAACAACACAGAUUUGGCCCCACCCAGGACUUUGCCCCAGCCUAUAUACAUUCCUUGGAAUUACCAAACGGAAGAAGCAUACAUAUCAACCUUCGUUCUUGAAACAGUAGGUCUAUUGUGGACUGGACAUAUUGUUAUGGGCAUUGACACCUUCAUAGGAUCACUUAUUCUCCAUAUGAGCAAUCAGUUCAGCAUUCUCCGUGAAGCUCUCAUCACAGCUUACGAUCGUACAAUGAUCCGACUUUAUGAGGGAGUACGCCAAGAUUUCAUUGCGAUAACAAACAGUGAUAUUGAUAAAAAGGAACAAUACACCCAGGAUAAUAUCGAAGAAGUUGUUAAGUCCCGUUACAGUAAGGAAGAAAUUGAAGUGGCUUUGACGGAGACAUUCAAAAACUGCUUUCGCCAACACCAAGCUCUGAUAGGAUGCGUUGAAAAUUUUUCCACAACUUACGCUUACGGUUUCAUGACGCAACUUCUUUCCAGCAUGGCAGCCAUUUGCGUCGUAAUGGUUCAAGUUUCGCAAGAUGCUUCGAGUCUUAAAUCUACAAAUCUUGUGACGUCGCUUGCGUUUUUCGUAGCAAUGAUUAUUCAACUAGCUUUGCAAUGCUUCACAGGAAACGAGUUAACGUUGCAAGCAUCCCGCAUAGCCGAUGCUGUGAUGCAUUCGAAAUGGGAGAAGAUGUCACCGAAACUCCGACGCCUUCUGAUGAUAACGAUGAUGAGAGCGCAGCGCCCUCUGCGUCUCACUGCAGCAGGAUUCGCGUAUAUAAACACCGAUUGCUUCAUUUCUAUAAUGAAAGCGGCAUACUCCUACUACGCAGUUCUCAGCCAAAAACAGAGCACAUGAAAAAAAUAAAAUCACACGUAACCAAGUUUUGUUUUAUUUUAAUGGAUACUUUGACACCUAAAACUUAUCAAUACCAUUUAUUAUUUAGUGAUCGACGUUUAGUACUAAAAACUAAUCUAUCACAGUUCUUCCGCAGGUAUAAAAUUAGACAAAAAAUGUUAAAUAAAUAAAUAUUAUAACUACAUUAUCCCUAUAAUCUAUUUUCGUUGCUUAUUUCUUUUGAUCACUAUUAGCAUCGUCGCUUAUCUGUACUAGACUAAACAAUAUUUUUUACAAAAAGAAACACCUUAAGUUGCUCAAUUACAAUAUCCAUCACUUUUUAUGAGUGCUAUUAGUACCAAAGUCUUCGCAAGAGCCAACUGUCGACAUUAUAAUAUAUCUACUGCUGAAAAAAUAGUUUCUGAUAAGAUUCUAACAGCUAUUUAUAUUAUAGUAACUGACUCGUUGUAAAGAGUCAUGGUAUGAUAAUACUGCAGAUAUAGCCCUGCAACAGUUUCAAAGCAACAUAGUAGUAGGUAUUGUUGACAUCUUCUCGAUGAAAUACAAUUGAUAGUAACAUGUUGAUAAUGUCUAGUUUAAUUGUUUUCUCAUUGGCUGCUCCAUCACAAUGCACUUGAUAUUUCAACGUUAAUUGUUUACGUUUGCUACAUCAGAGCUCUAGCAGAGGCGGUUUUGGUGUCACCGGUCGUGAUCUAUCCGCUUCAGAAAUAUUAUUAGACUUCACAUCUAAAACCGUCAUCUCCUCAGAUCUGA
This is a messenger RNA of Chilo suppressalis (striped riceborer), 2352 nucleotides long. Lineage: Eukaryota; Metazoa; Arthropoda; Insecta; Lepidoptera; Crambidae. The record is from the annotation of a GenBank genome assembly.